Syngnathoides biaculeatus (alligator pipefish) is the source of this 3834-nucleotide messenger RNA. Its product is annotated as metabotropic glycine receptor-like. Gene Ontology annotation, biological process: G protein-coupled receptor signaling pathway. The transcript is spliced from 13 exons. Gene Ontology annotation, molecular function: G protein-coupled receptor activity. The coding region runs from base 1 to 3705 and encodes 1234 amino acids. NCBI's taxonomy places the organism in Eukaryota, Metazoa, Chordata, Actinopteri, Syngnathiformes, Syngnathidae. Gene Ontology annotation, cellular component: membrane. The record is from RefSeq and is a predicted model, not a curated record.
AUGGCUCUCCUCGUCCUGCUUCUGCAAACGGGGCUAGUUUGGGGCUCCAACUACGGCUACGUGGAGUGGUCGGAAAACCACCGAGACGAGAAGCCUUGGGUGCUGAGCACCACCCAAAGCGUCGACACCACCGAGCGAGCGGUCCUGGCGCACAAAAUCGAGGAGGACCUCCCGAGGGUGGUGACCGCCUUCCUCCACAGCGGCGACCCGUCGGCGCUGAGGGGGGUCAAGUGCUCGCGCAGGUACGAGCUGAGCAGCCUGCGAGGCGGCCCGCACGUCGCCUCGCACUACUCGCUGCACGCCGUCCUGGAGAGCGUCACGCGCGCCGCCAACUUUCUCAACAGCGUCCUGCAGGCCAACAGCUCGCGAGGGGACAGCUCGCAGCGAGACCUUCGUUGGUAUCGCGCGCUGGUUCGGACCGUGCUCGAGGGCGACCCCAAAAUCCACAGGGCCGCCCUGAGCGUCGGCGGGGACUCGCACGUCCUGCUGCAGGCGACCAGGAGCGACAAGGAGGUGCUGCUCCGGGAGAGCGCGAGCCCCGAUCAGUCCGACUGGGUCAACGGAAGGGGACCGGACCCCUCGACCGGAGUUCACCUUCUGGACAAGAAGCAGAUCCGCUGGUCUGCGCCGUACCUGGAGUGCGACCGCGGGGCUUUCGUGCCCUUUUGGCUUCUCACCUUGUCUGCCGACUUCUACGGACGCCAGAGGGAUUCGACCCUCGAAUUCAGGGGCGCCGUCCGCGUGGACGUCAACCUGCAGGACGCGGACAUCGACCAGUGCUCCGACAGCGGCUGGUUUGCCGGGACCCAUCGCUGCAAUCUUACCAGUAUGGAAUGCUCGCCCAUCGCCGGCCACGGAUUUGUGCUGGACAAAUACAAGUGCCGAUGCAGGAGAGGAUUUUACCACCCGAGCCGUGCGGCGCCCGACGGCUUUCAAACUGCGGACCGAGGCGCCGGCGAAGACGACCCUUCCGACGGGUGCCUCCCCUGCCGGGCGGGCUGCGCCUACUGCAGGGACGACACCCCCUGCCUGGCCCGCCGCGACGGCGGCCUGCGGCUGGCCGCCGCCUCCUUCCAAAGUCUGUGCGUGCUGCUGGACUUGGCCGGCAUGGUGGCGCUCUACCACGUCAGGAGAAGGAAGAGUAUCCGCACGUCGGGCUUCAUCCUGCUGGAGGCCAUCUUGCUGGGGGCUCUGCUGCUCUACUUCCCCGUUCUGAUCCUGUACUUCCACCCCAGCGUGUUCCGCUGCAUACUCCUGCGAUGGGUUCGCCUGCUGGGUUUCGCCAUCAUGUACGGCACCGUCGUCCUCAAGCUGUACAGAGUGCUGAAGGUGUUCUUGUCACGUACGGCGCAAAGGACGCCUUACAUGACCAGCUGGCGGGUCCUGAGGAUGCUGACCGUAAUCCUGUUGGCGGUGUUGUGGUUUCUGGUGGCCUGGACGUCGGCGGUGUGCCAGAACCCCGAGCCGAGUCGGGCCUUGAUCGCGGCCGGCCUCUCGUCGGAGGGGCUGCAGUUUAGCGUGUGCCUGCUGGACCGCUGGGACUACAUGAUGGCGCUCGCGGAGUUGCUGUUCCUGCUGUGGGGCGUCUACCUGUGCUACGCCGUCCGGACAAUUCACUCGGCCUUCCACGAGCCGCGCUACAUGACGGUGGCCGUCUACAACGAGCUCCUCCUGUCGGCCGUCUUCCACCUCAUCAGGUUCUCUGUGGCGCCGGGCCUUCACCCCGACUGGAUGCUGAUGCUGAUCUUCGCUCACACUCAUCUAACCGUCACCGUGACUGUGGGAGUUCUUCUCGUUCCGAAGUUUCUCUCCAAAGGGCCUCAGACCCGGGACGAUGUCGCCGCUGAGACUUAUGAGGAAGAACUGGACAUGGGAAGGUCUGCUUCUUACCUCAACAACAGCAUCACGUCAGCCUGGAGCGAGCACAGCUUGGAUCCCGACGACAUUCGGGAUGAGUUGAAAAAGCUCUACGCCCAGCUGGAAGUCUACAAACGCAAGAAGAUGCUGGCCAACAACCCUCACCUCCAAAAGAAACGCAAUUCCAAAAAGGGCCUGGGCCGUACCCUGAUGAAAAGAAUCGCCGAAAUCCCCGAGAGCGUGCACCUGCACCGCCGGUGCAGCCGAGAAGACGGCAGCGAACACGGCACGCUGAGGAGAAACCACACGGAGACGGCUCAGCGCGGAAAACCCCAAGAAGAUUCACUCAAAAACAAAGUCCUCGGCUUGCAGAAGUCGCUGAGCUACGAUCACGUUUGUGAGCAAGACGACGAAACCGCAAGUCGGAGCGGCUCUGCGGCGGGGGACAAAAUCACGCCAGCGGGCAACGGCGGAGAGAGUUCUCUUCUGGGUUCUCUCAUCGGCCGCAGGCAUUGCAAAAAGCAGCCGGAAGCGGCCGGCCCGCCACCCGAGCCGGAACUGGCCCGAUCCGCCCAGUCGGUUCCGCUCUUCUGGAAGUCGGCGAGCGUUCACAACUUAACGCACGAAAAGAAACCCGCGCAGCUGCGGACCUCCAUCAUGCAAAAGUCUCUCAGCGUGAUCGCCAGCGCCAAGGAGAAGAUGCCGGCGCUCGGCAACAAGACGCAGAGUGCGGAGGACGCCGGCAAAAAAGCUCUGAAGGGGAAGGAGGCCAGGACCCUAUCGGAGGUGGACGAAACUCCGGAGCAUUAUCCCAAAAUGAUCGUCAGCCAGUCCGUGGACUAUUCCAAGACGCCCAUGAAGACGACGGGCAUCAUGAAGCAGCAGGUGAGCGGCAGCCAGCCGUCCAUUUGUUCUGAAACCGGCAGGAACUUGUACGACGUGUCUGAAGUUGGUCCCUGGGAGGCGGAGGAGGCUCAGACGCCGUCUGAAGCCAAGACACAGAAGCACGUGUCCAUCGCCCCACAGCAAACCGACGCCGGCCGGAGAGGAAGUGGCGCCUCGGGCCUCGGCAAACGUAGUCGCUCUCAGCAGAGGCCGAAAACCGGCCAGUCUCCUUCCAACCGACGGCGCUCCAAGGACGGAGGAGGACAACGGGACGAGAGCAGAGAAACGCGGAAAUCUCGCGGGCCCAGGUCGCCUCUGCCCCUCAAGCCGGACGUGAGCGCCUGGGAUUUUGAUGAGCAGCCCAUGCUCGUCGGGCUUUCAGAGUCCAUUUCCCCAGAGAGAAUCCGGCGUAAAAAGAGCGUCACGCCCACGGACGGGAAGCCCAAGGCGCUCCACUCGGACCACUCCAAGUCCACGGGAAGCCUACUGCAGCCUCCCUCCUCGAUGGUUGAGAUCUGCCCGUGGGACUACAGCGGCCCGCCCUCACCCAAGCAGGAGAAGACCUCCGGCAGCCCUGCCACGCACAAGAAGAAACGGAAAGCUUCCUGCUCGUCCAAUCCUAAAGCCGACAAGGAGAAAGGAAGGGAGAAAACCCGGGAGAGACGGAGCUCCUCCGGCAAGCCGCCGUCGGAGAGAAGGCGUCUUAGCCGGUCAUCCGAGUGCGGCGCGCCCGUCUCUGAGCGGCGGAGGAGCUCCGGCAAAAACCCGGAGGGGGCGGAGGUCAGGAGGGCGCAGGGAAUCUCGCGGGACGCCCAAGUCUCAAAUGGCAGUUUCGCACGGACAAAGACCUCCGGUGACGGCGAGAAAGAUCUCCAUCACAAAGCCGCAGUCGCCGGCGCUCCCGAAAUGGCCGACGUCUGUCCCUGGGACUCGGAGGACCGGGACCCCGCCGAGAGGGCGUGACCGCCGCCGUCGUCGUUUGCCGUUUCCAUUCACCACUGAGCAAAUCUUCAAAUGUUGCCCAAGAAGAACCCAAAAGACGUCAACGUCGCUCCGCGGAAGAUAAAAAGGCGUUUGCUGGUGCAAAACUAU